Penicillium concentricum is the source of this 1143-nucleotide messenger RNA. RefSeq names its product SUR7/PalI family protein. Gene Ontology annotation, cellular component: plasma membrane; cell cortex of cell tip. The coding region runs from base 1 to 1143 and encodes 380 amino acids. The record is from RefSeq and is a predicted model, not a curated record. Gene Ontology annotation, biological process: fungal-type cell wall organization. Lineage: Eukaryota; Fungi; Ascomycota; Eurotiomycetes; Eurotiales; Aspergillaceae. The transcript has 2 exons.
AUGCAUGGGACAGUCAAUGGCAAGCGAAAGCUUCCCUUCUUCAAGUCCACUACUCCAAUCGACCGUCAGCGCAAGUCAAAUGUUCACCGGCAUCGUCUAUUACGGUCGCUGUUGUACUUGAUCGCUUGGAUCUUUUUAGUGCUGGUAGUCACUGGCAACCUCUCUAAUAAACCAGUCCUACGCAGUACCUAUUUCCUCUACCUCGAUCUUUCAAAUAUUAUCCCAGUCUCCAUUCCAAAUGCCGUCCUUAUCAACUCCAUCGCCCAAACAAUCGGUCUCCACGACUUCUAUCAGGUCGGCCUAUGGAACUUUUGCGAAGGAUACAAUGGACAGGGCAUCACCCACUGCUCCAAGCCAGAGACUCUCUUUGCCUUCAACCCAGUUGAUAUCAUCCUGAACGAGUUGCUGUCCGGUGCGACAAUCGCCCUCCCAGCCGAUAUCCAAAGCCCAUUAAAACUAGCACGCGUCGCCUCCCACUGGAUGUUCGGACUCCUCCUCUCCGCAGCAGUCCUCAACUUCGUCAUGAUCUUCGUCGCCCCGCUCGCCGUGUCCUCACGACACCCACGAAGCAUUAAAUCCUGGGCCGCAGGAUAUAACGGCACCCACCCGCCCGGGGGGAAUCCACCCCACCGCCGACGGACCUUUUUCUGGCUACGCGCCCUGCCGAUGCUGAUCCUGACAUUUUUCGCCGCGCUGACGACAAUCGUCGGGUCGGCCGUCGCGACGGUUAUGUUCGUGAUUUUCGCCAAUGUCUUCGAAAACGCAGACCCGAGUAUCAACAUCCAGGCGCACGUCGGCACACAGAUGCUGGUAUUUAUGUGGAUUGCUUCGGCCUUUAGUCUGCUCGCAUUCAUUAUUCAGAUCGGCUCUUGCUGCGCGGCUUGUUGUCGUGGCCGUAAGGCUCGCAAGCAGCUCAAAUCGCAGGGUAUUAAUUGGCAUGAGAAGAGUGCGGUUAACCCCGAUGCGACCGAGCAUCGCGGCGUCUCGUCUUGCAGGGAUUCUGGUGUCCCUGCGGAAGAGCGUCGUCUCACUUCUGGUGGUCAGGCGUUCUCGAAUGAGCAAGAGCAGAAGCUGGGUAAUGGACAUGCUAUGAACCAUCAAUACUCGGACUCUUCGACUGAACCACAUGCAAUCUCGAAAUGA